UACGUUUCUAGUUGCCCACAAAUUCCCUCAUCUAUUGCAUUCGACCACUCAUUCGUAGUUAACUUGCGCGAACGAUUGCACCUGUAUAGUGUGCACGCGAGGCUCUAGCUCUAGCGGGUGUGGAUUUUCUCUCGGUGGUCACAUUAAUAAUUGUGUGCAGCACACAUCGUCGUCAGUUUCGUCAUCGUCAGGUGUGUAAGGUUUCAAAGUCUUGAUUGUGGAAUCGGAGGAAAAACACGUAAAAUAAUUGCUUCGCUAAAGAAAAAGUGCGCGCAAGUGUGUUGAAUAAUUCUUCACCUAACUGAUUCCGAGGUCGGAAAAAGUGCAAUCUUUCGUCAAAACGAAACUGAAGAACGGGGGCAUACAACCAAAAUGAGUGACCAACAGCAGCAACAGUCCGGGCAACCGCAACAGCGCGGCUUCGAAGCCCUUAAGCAGCACGUCUUACUGCACAAGAUUGACUCGGCCCUCUGGGCUUCGCGAGUGCUGACCAUCAUCUUUGCCAUCGGAUACGUUAUUCCAAUAUUUGGGAAUGCCACCAGUUCCUACUACAAAGUAUUAAUGGCCAAUGCAGCCACAAGUGCCCUUCGCCUGCACCAGCGCAUGCCACCGUUCCAGCUGUCCCGAGCCUACCUUCAGCAGCUGCUGCUGGAAGAUUCAUGCCACUACCUGCUCUACUCGUUGAUUUUCCUGUACGUCAGUUUUCCGGUACUACUCAUCAUAUUCCCAGUGGCCCUUUUUGCCGUCCUGCACUCGGCCAGCUAUUCGCUAACGCUUCUAGACACUCUCGGUCAAAACUCAUGGUGGGGUGCUCGUUUGCUGAUCUCUCUGGUCGAGUUCCAGACCCGAAACAUUCUGCGGUUAGCUGCAUUCGCUGAGAUAUUUAUCAUGCCCUUGGCAGUAGUUCUUCUGUUCAUGGGCAAGGCCGCCAUUAUGACUCCCCUGGUCUACUACCAGUUCUUGGUUCUGCGUUACUCAUCGCGCCGCAAUCCCUACACCCGUAACGUUUUCUACGAGCUGCGCCUGGCAACGGAAAACUUCGCCAACGGAGCCCGCACUCCGGAGCCAAUUCGCAAAAUUCUGCAGAGCAGCAUUAGCAUUGUGAGUCGGCUAGCGCCCCCAAUGCAACAGCAGCAGCAGUAAUAGUAACACGCAGUCAUAAUCUAAGAAAAAACAAAGGCAUAAUCAUCCACCAACAAACCAUACGCACCAGCUCAGAAUGGAAGGAAUCAUUCUUAGGUUUUUUUUUCUUGGUUUUCCAUAUUAUGUCAAACACAGCAUAAACCGAUCAUUAUUUCCAAGACACCCUCACACGUAUUUUAAAAUAUGGAAAAGGUUAGUUUUAAAAAGACAUUCAGCAACCAGGUAGUAAGGUGAAGCAAUUAAACUAAGCUCCCGCCCUCGUGCAGAUAUAGUUAAGUUGCACUCACCGGUGCGAUGCAGCUACAGAGUUAACUCGUUGGUAUAAUCAGUCUAAUUAAAGGACAUGGGAGAUUAGUUUAAGAUAAACUAAUAAAGUUUUUUUGUUACGUAACUUUUUCAAUUAUCAGUUUUGAUUCAAAAAACAAUCCUAUUCUGUCGGAUGUAUACAAAGAACGAGAUUGCAAAAAAAAACUCUACAACAAUCGUUUGAACAAUCCUUUACAAACGUUGUCGGUUAAUCAUCAAAGCUGAUUGUUAAUGUGUGUUAGAAUUUGUGUUGUUCGGUUGUUUUCCCGAAUCGAUUGUACUCUGAAAGUGUAUCUGCAUGCAACUAUUGCAUAGAAUUUUCUUUUACGAUGUAAUACAACGACGAUAAUAUUUGGAGUCGGAAAACCCCCGAUGGCAAAGAGGUACUAUUUUUCUUGGUUUAAAAAAAUACACAUUUCCUAAUAACAAUGAAA
Molecule: messenger RNA, 1883 nt
Organism: Uranotaenia lowii
Lineage: Eukaryota; Metazoa; Arthropoda; Insecta; Diptera; Culicidae
Gene: Kr-h2
Product: Krueppel homolog 2
Exons: 5
Coding region: 373-1143 (256 amino acids)
Biological process (GO): membrane organization; endoplasmic reticulum tubular network organization
Cellular component (GO): endoplasmic reticulum; membrane
Source: RefSeq, a predicted model, not a curated record